AUGUACGCAUUUUCCACCAAGCGCCAGAGAGACCAGGACCAAGAGGACUUCGAUGGAAAUGUGUUCCGCGAGACAAAGAAACACAGGUCUCUUCCUCUCCGCGCGUCCCCAAGUGCCCUCCAGUUUUCUUCCCUCCCACAAAGCAACCGCCUUGCAUCUGGCUUCGGUUUCUCGACUCUAACUCCAGUGGAAUCCUCGGAUGAUGACAAGGAGGAUAAUGGUGCUGACAAAUUUGCCCAUCAUGGUUCGACACAACCUCGGGAUCAGCCAUUACCAUCGGAGCAAGGGUGUAUUCCUAUAAUGAGUGCAAGCAUGGAUAUUGAUAACGGAAAAGACGCCCAAUGUUCGACCAAUAAUGUUGAACAUUCCAACCCGGAAUCUGUCGCUGGAUAUACCGAUUACAGUCUCCAGCCGUCGCCGAUCCCUCAUGGUCUUGUUGACCAGUCGCUGGUUAUAAGCGAAGAGCCGACUACACACUCUACGGAAGGGAACACUCCUGCCCCAAGAAGUCCCGUCGUAAGAGACAUGGUGCAAAACUCUACAUCAUAUACGUCGCAGGGCGUCCCUAGAGGUCCGUACGCGAGCCAUGACAGGGUCUGGUGGUGCGGCCAACGCCUCCCCAGUCCGGUCAGUGACAAUGGCGACGCCAUGGCGAUCAGCAGCAAGGGCUCUGUGAGCGACGCUGAUAUGACAUACAUGUCCCAGCCAGCGUCUCCGCCACCAUGGUAUUCGGAAACUACGCCAGAUGUGUCACAGCCGGCGGGUUCGAUGGGCAACUUGAGACGAGAGCAUCAUAUUCCCUCUUCCUCGAAGAAGAAGGCAGCGAUCUCCAUGGGCUACCGAGCGGAUUGCGACAAAUGUCGGCGCAGGGUCCCAGGUCAUUACAGUCACAUCAUCCGUCACUGA
Molecule: messenger RNA, 906 nt
Organism: Aspergillus piperis CBS 112811
Lineage: Eukaryota; Fungi; Ascomycota; Eurotiomycetes; Eurotiales; Aspergillaceae
Exons: 2
Coding region: 1-906 (301 amino acids)
Source: RefSeq, a predicted model, not a curated record